AUGGGUUUGGUUGGAGGGGAGGAGGGAGUGCAAGAGGCCGCCGCCGGGCGUGAGGAGAGAAUUCUUGUUUCUGUUCGUUUGAGGCCUCUGAACGACAAAGAGAUCAGUAGACAUGAUGUGUGUGAUUGGGAAUGCAUUAAUGACACCACCGUCGUUUCCAGGAACAAUAAUAAUCUUUCAGCUUCAGAGAGGUCCCUCUAUCCAACAUCAUAUGCAUUUGACCGAGUAUUUAGACCGGAUUGUCCCACAAGGCAGGUGUAUGAAACAGCAGCAAAGGAAGUUGCUCUCUCAGUUCUCAAAGGCAUCAACUCAAGCAUAUUUGCAUAUGGACAAACAAGCAGUGGAAAGACAUACACAAUGAGUGGUGUAACUGAAUAUGCUGUAGCAGACAUUUUUAACCAUAUAGAGAAGGUAAAUAAUAAUGAUUAUACGCUUGACGAACACAAUGAAAAGGAAGAAAGGGAAUUUGUUCUGAAAUUUUCAGCGUUGGAGAUCUACAAUGAAUCUGUCAGGGACCUCCUUACUGCAGAUACUACGCCUCUUAGACUUCUUGAUGAUCCAGAGAGAGGGACAGUUGUUGAGAAACUCACUGAAGCAACUCUACGUGACUGGAAUCAUUUUAAAGAACUUCUUUCUUUUUGUGAAGCUCAGAGGAAGAUAGGGGAGACAUCCCUGAAUGAAGCAAGUUCCAGAUCUCAUCAAAUUCUAAAACUGACAGUUGAAAGCUGUCCAUGUGAUUUUUUGGUAAUCGAUCGAUCAAGCUCUCUUGCUGCCUCUGUGAAUUUUAUUGAUCUUGCUGGGAGUGAACGUGCAUCACAAACCCAUGCAGCUGGUGCAAGGUUGAAAGAGGGUAGCCACAUAAAUCGAAGUUUACUAACUUUAGGAACUUGUAUCCGUAAACUCAGCAAAGGGGGAAAAGGUGGACACAUUCCUUUCAGAGACUCAAAGCUAACUCGCAUACUACAAUCUUCAUUAGGAGGGAAUGCCAAAACUGCAAUAAUCUGCACCAUGAGCCCAGCAAGAAGCCAUGCUGAGCAAACUAGAAACACCCUUUUAUUUGCAAGUUGUGCUCGUCAAGUUUCAACUAGUCCACAAGUCAACGCAGUCUUGUCUGAUAAAGCAUUGGUCAAACAAUUGCAAAAAGAGUUGACCAGAUUGGAGACUGAGUUGAGAUCAUCAUUGGCAUCCCAACGUAAAUCUAAUUCUGUAGAAGUGCUCAAAGAAAAAGACCUUGAAAUUGAGAAGUUAAGGAAAGAAAUAUCAGAUCUAACUAUGCAACGGGAUCUUGCUCAAUCUCAAAUUAAAGACAUGCUUCAAGUUGUUGGGGACGAGUUGUCCUCCUCUGAAUCCGAGGGCUCGGAUAUUCGGUAUCCCAGAUUGCGCGUGGGAAGGUCAUGGGACUUCGAAAACCAACAAGAUGGACCAAAUCUAUUUAGUUUGAACAGUUUUAAUAAGAUAAAAUAUUUUGAAAAUUCUUUGUAUUUAGAUGGAAAUAGUUUCAGUUCUGAUGACAACUUUUUCCAACUCCCCGACUUGGAAAAGCAUCUUCCCCUCAGAAUUUCUCCCUUGAUAUUACCAAUUUUAACUCCUGAUCAUCAUGUUGAUUCAAAUCAAAACAACACUAAGCAAAAAACAAAAUGCAUUAUUGACUCUGAAGGCACAAUCUCAGACUCUAGUGCCUCGUCUCCCGAGGCAAAUACAAUUAGAUUGGGAGGGAAAAAGUUGACUGAAGGAGUUGACUUUACACACGAGGAGAAUAAUAAUGCAUAUUUUGAAUUAAAGAAAAAGAAAGAUUUUAUUCCUCUUCCCUUGCGAAACAAGUUAUCUCCAUCACCAAGGCCAGGGUAUGCGAAAAUGACGAGAAGCACAAGUUGUAAAGCAAGCAUUAUGAGGGAUCCUUCUCCUGAUUGGUUCGACGAGGAAGAUAUAGCUCGAUAUGGAACUCCAAUGGUGGUGGGAAUGGGAAAAGAGAGACCUGUGGGAUUCCCAAGUAGGUCGCAUACACUGAACUAUGAUGCUGAUGCCGAACGAGCUUCGCCUUUUCGCGAUGGGAAUCCACCGGGAAGUGCUUCCAUUACUACUCCAGAACAUGUUAGAAGGGUUACUUUUAAGGACAUUGAUGCCAAUGGUUCUUUAGUUUCAGAACUAAAGGAAAAGAUAGAUCUUGGAAGUUCUAAUAAUAAUCUACAGAGGAACCAUGAGGAAUCCAAAGAUGUUGCCUUGGGCUCAAAGCAAUCUGAAGAUGAAAAAAAUUCAAACUGGCCUUCAGAAUUUAAGAGGCUACAAAGAGAGAUUGUUGAACUCUGGAAUGUAUGUAAUGUUUCAUUAGUUCAUAGGAGUUACUUCUUCCUUCUCUUCAAAGGGGAUCCAUCAGAUUCUAUCUAUAUGGAGGUAGAGCUUAGAAGGUUGUCUUAUCUAAAACAAACGUUUUCCCCUGAUUCAAGCGCAAAAUAUCUUAAGAAAGAGAGACAAAUGUUGAGCAAGAAGAUGCACAAGAAGCUACCAAAAUCUGAGAGAAACAAGUUGUAUGUGGAAUGGCGUAUUGAUAGGCAUUCAAAGCAUAGGAGGUUGCAAUUGGCGAACCUAUUAUGGUCAGACACAGAAGACAUGGAUCGUGUUAGAGAGAGUGCCGCCAUUGUUACAAGGUUGGUUGGAACAGUGGAGCCAGAUCAAGCUUACAAGGAGAUGUUUGGUCUCAACUUCGCCCCCAGACGCAAACCUAAGAAAUCUUUUGCUUGGACUGCCACAAUGAAAAAACGUAUUUUGUGAAGUUUCGCGAAUUAAGGAUAUUAAUAGGGAUGAACUUUAUCCGAAAGGGAAAACUCACGUGCAGUCGACUUCACGUGAAGUUGAUAGUUGAGAGCCGUUAGAUGAAAAUUUAGUCAAAUCAUCUAACCGAUUUUAGUUAUCAAGUUCACGUAAAGUCGGCUGCACCUGAGUUUCCACCUUACCCAAAUACUAGUUCACUUUUGUUGAUCCAAGUAACUUUCAUCAGCUAUAUUUUGCAAAGUUGAGCAAUCUUGAUGCCAAUCACUAACU
This is a messenger RNA of Arachis stenosperma, 3039 nucleotides long. Its product is annotated as kinesin-like protein KIN-7G. NCBI's taxonomy places the organism in Eukaryota, Viridiplantae, Streptophyta, Magnoliopsida, Fabales, Fabaceae. Gene Ontology annotation, molecular function: ATP binding; microtubule motor activity; microtubule binding. The record is from RefSeq and is a predicted model, not a curated record. The coding region runs from base 1 to 2769 and encodes 922 amino acids. Gene Ontology annotation, biological process: microtubule-based movement. The transcript is spliced from 13 exons.